AUGGGGUAUUCAAAUACAUCAACGAAAAUGACAACAUCAUUUGAUUCGAUGUUUAAGUUUUCAAAUAAUAAUAAAAUAUUAUUAGCAAUGGCUCCUUUAAUUGUAUUAUUUUUAUACAUUGGCGGGAAAAGUACAAUUUAUAUUUCAACAUUGAUGAUAUUUUUAAUAUACAUUUCAGAAUAUUUAAACAUCCCACCAUUAACAUUAAUAUCGAUUUGGGUAGGAAUAUUUUUAGCAAAUGUUAGUAUAUUAUUUCAAGGAUUAAUAUUAGUACAACAUUCAAUUAUAAAUUUUAUAUUAUUAAUGAAUAUAACGAUGUCAAUGGGUUUGAUGGGAAUUUGGUUAACCUUACAAUUUUCGUGGUUUACAUCGAAAUAUUCAACCAUUGCAACUUUAAUGGAGAGAGUAUUAUUUGCAAAUUUAAUUUUUCCAACUUCAACAUUACUUACAUGGUGUACUGUUGUUGUGAAUGGUAUUGAAUCAAGUCCCUUUUAUUUAAUUGGUUUCUUAUUCAUAUAUUACUUUAUUUAUGGCUUACCACAAAGAUCAUUUAAAGUUAGAUCUUCAAAACAAGUUUUAUCAACAAAUGAUUUUAUUUUAGGUAGAUUAGAUACGGGAUUAAUGGCAUUUACAGUAGUAUUCUUCCCACCAUUAUUAUAUUUUUCAAUCUAUCGUUUUACUUUCUUUCAAUCAAUGGAUCAUAUUGUAAAUGUUUCAUUAUUAUUAUCAUCAUCUGGUGUUUAUUUAUUUUUACUAUCUAAAUAUGGUUCACUUUGGUGGUUAUUACCAAAUUAUUGGGAUCAAAGAUUAAAUAUUAAAAAGUUUGAUAGUGGAAAUGGUAAUAAUAGUAAUAAUAAUAGUAUAUUAAAUAAAUCAUAUUCUUUUAUAUUUGGAAUUGGUAGUACAGUUAAAAUUAUAUGUAUGUUGGUAUUAGUUGGAUGUUUAGAGUACAGGGUAUUAUUUAAUUCAGUGACUUUUUAUUCAAUAAUACAAAAUCUAUCACCAAGAUGGGGUUUUAUAGUUGUAACGAUUGGUUUAUAUUCAUUCUCAACCAUUUUCUAUUUCAUUUUUAUGGGUGUUGAAUCAACAUUUACAAAUAAUACAACCACUACUAUUCCAACCUAUUAUCAAUAUAUACUUUCAUUGAUUGCUUCCAUUUUCAGUAUUUCGGUUUCAUUGAUGUUAUCAACUCCAAUCUAUAUCUAUCCAUUUUCAAUUUUAUCAUCUUUAUCGAUUAUUAACUUUUUAUUUAAAAAGAGAUCAAUUAGUUUUUUAAUAUUUAUAGUUUCAAGUUGUAUAUUUUUAAUUUGGUUUUUAAAUAGAAAUUAUUUAUUUAUAAAUUAUGAAUUUAUAAAUUCUUAUCCACUAUCAAAUUUAUCAUUAAAGACAAUAUGUAUAAUGAUUGUUAUUUUAUUCAUACUAUCAUUAUUAAUGGUUUAUACUAUUGGACAUCAAGUAUUUCCAACCAUUGCAAUCUCUCAAUCAAUAGUAUUAACAAGUUUAGAGAUUUCAUUACAUUCAACUUAUUAUACAAUUUAUCCAACUUAUUUAAUUGUAUUAUCUUCAACAUUAAUAAUUUAUUUAAAUUCAAAGUUAAUGGAAAAUUAUUCAAUUACAAAUAAUAUUGGAAUGAUUUCAAAUUCUUUAAUGAUUUCAAAAUUAUUUGGAUUAGUAUUUACACCAUUAAAUGAAAAUAUUUUAGCAUGUUUUAUGUUUACAAUAUUGAUUUAUUGGAUUUAUAAACCACCAACUUUUAUAACAACACCAACAGUUAGUGGUGCUGGUGGUGCUGGUACUAAUUCAACAGCAGCAGCUGGUAGUGUAACCAUUGGAAAUGUUAAUAUAACACAUUCAUUAAUGAAUAAGAAUUUACUUUAUUUUCAAAUUAUUUUAGCAGCAUUGGUAACAUUUACAUUCAAUAGACAAAUUACAAUUAGACUAUUGAAUUUAUUCUUUGAUACAACAGAGAGUAUAGAUAAUAAUGGUAGUGUUAUAUUCAUUGCUAGCUUUUUAUUAGCAUUUGGUAUCUCUAUCAUUCCAAUUUGUUUUAGAUCAAUAUCACCAUUAAAAAGAUUUAAAAAUUUAAAUGUUUUAAUUUUAUUCACUUCUUUCUUAUUAUUAAUUUUAAAUCCAUCAACAAGUAAUAAUAGUUUAAUUAAAUCAAAUUUAUUAUGGACAAAUUGGUUUUUAUUAUUUAGUUUAAUUAUAAUAAUUAUUGGAUUUGGAAAGAGAAUAUCGAUUUCAAAAUCAAGUAAAUUAAAAUUAUUAUUUUCAAUUGGAUUUGGUAGUGGUAUUGGUAUUUACGUUUGUUUGAAUUACUUUUUAAAGAAUUCUUCAAAUGUAAAUUCAUCAAGUUAUUACUACUAUAAAAAGGUUAUGGGUGAUAGUGCCACUGGUGGUGGUGCUAAUGAAGAAUCAAUGGGAAUGGUUGAUAUUCUAUUGAAUUUAGGGUUUAUAUUAUUGUUUUCAAUGGUAUCUUAUUUCAUUGUUGAAGCACAAUGGCCAUCAAUUAGUAGUAGUGGUGGUAAGAAUAGUAGCAAUACAAUGGAAGCUAUCUAUAUAAUGAUCUCUGUAAUAUUUAGUUGUCAAUAUUAUCUAUUGGGUAGAAAGUAUUCAACAUUACGUUCUCAAAGUAUUUUAGAAACAACUUCACUCUCUUUGAUGGGAUUAUUCAUUGGUAUUAACCUAUUGAUCGCAAUCUAUUUAAAAUUUCAUACAAAACUAUCAGUUCAACAUCAAUUAUCAACAAAAUCAAAAUCUCAAUAUAAUUAUUAUCAAUCACCAAUUAAAAAACCAAAUCCUUCUUCCACCAAUAAUAAUAAUAAUAAUAACAUUGGACAACAAAAUGAAAAUAACUCAUUCUUACAAAUGAAUAGUUGGGUUUAUACAAUUGGUAAUUGGUGUUGUUUUAUCUCCUAUGCUUUAUCAAUUUAUAUUGGUUAUUUAAUGAAUUAUUCAGAGAAAGCAGUAUUCAUUUUAUCACCAAUACUUUUAUUAUUGGUUACAGAUAAAGGAUGGUUAAAGAAAUUAUUGAAUCAAUCACAUAGAUACUUCCCAAUGGUUAUAUCUCUUAGUGUAUUCCUAGUGAUAACAGCCUUUUUAAAUUUAACUUUUAACUCACCAACCAUCAAUAUAAUCACCAGAAAUUCUUGGCUUUACAAAUAUAUUGGUUUAGAUAGUUCAAACUCUUUAAUUAAAAUUUGGUGGUCAUUAAAGAAUUGGUUAUUCUUUAUUUGGAUUUUACCUUCAAUCUAUAAUUUAAAUCAAUAUCUAUAUAAACAAAAUGAAAAAUUAAAUGUUGGUAGUGGUAGUGGUAGUGGUAGAAGUAAAUCAAAUAAUAAGAUAAAAUUCUCAUUUUCAUUAUUUUUCUUUUUACCAACUUCAAUUCUAUCUUCAUUACUAUCUGAUAUUGUAUCAAUUCAACUUUUAUCUUUAAUUACUUUAAUUGGUUUAACAAUUCAAAAAUAUAAAAUUUUAAAAAUUGAAAAUAAAGGUAAUCAAUUAAUUUAA
Molecule: messenger RNA, 3510 nt
Organism: Dictyostelium discoideum AX4
Lineage: Eukaryota; Evosea; Eumycetozoa; Dictyosteliales; Dictyosteliaceae
Exons: 8
Coding region: 1-3510 (1169 amino acids)
Source: RefSeq, a predicted model, not a curated record